AUGAAUUCAGUGAGGCCAGAAAUAGUUGAGCAAGUAUUUCCAGUCCGUAAAAAGAAGCGAUACAUUCAUCGUGACCGAGAGGGAAGCCACUAUCAGUUAAUGAAAGACUACUUCAACGACAAUUGCACAUAUCCACCGGAGUACUUUCACAGGCGAUUCAGGAUGCGAAGAGAACUUUUUCUUCGUAUCCUUAAUGAUGUCAAAGCUUAUGAUGACUACUUUGUCCAAAAAAAGGAUGCGACUGGUCGUCUGGGGUUGUCUUCUAUACAGAAGAUGACAAUUGCUAUUCGUAUACUCGCAUAUGGUUGUGCAGCCGAUCACUAUGAUGAGUAUAUUAAAAUCGGCGAGAGCACUGCCAUUAAAUGCUUGAAGGCAUUUUGUAAUGCUAUUGUUGCUGUGUAUGCAGAGGAGUAUAUGCGCCCACCCAACGAAGCUGACAUAGCACGGCUGCUUGAAGAAGAGGAGCAGAGAGGAUUUCUAGAAUGGUAUUACCUGUCUGAUGGUAUAUACCCUAAGUGGGCAACUUUAAUGCAGACCAUCCCGCAUCCAACCACUACAAAAGAAAAAUUAUUUGCUCAGCGACAAGAGGCAGCAAGGAAAGAUGUGGAAUGGACUUUUGGAGUAUUGCAGAUCAAGUGGGCAAUAACGCAAGGACAAGUGCAUUACUGGGAGAAAGAUGACUUGCGCCUCAUAAUGAAAACGUGCAUCAUCCUUCACAAUAUGAUCAUUGAAGAUGAGCGUCACGCAAAUGUUGGAAGAUGGACUCUGCCACCGGAGGAUACAAUCCCGAUUCCCACUUUAAGUUGA
Messenger RNA from Cornus florida, 807 nucleotides. RefSeq lists its product as uncharacterized. The record is from RefSeq and is a predicted model, not a curated record. The transcript is spliced from 2 exons. Bases 1 to 807 code for a protein of 268 amino acids. NCBI's taxonomy places the organism in Eukaryota, Viridiplantae, Streptophyta, Magnoliopsida, Cornales, Cornaceae.